AUGGUCAGAGCCUACGCUCACCUAAAGGAAGCGACCCCAGUCGUUGUAGGUUACUUCGAUCCCUCGUCUUCUUGUUACAACAACUUGGGAAUUCACUUUGAUCCAACUGUGAAAAACUCGGCGCCUCGGUAGAAUUCGAAACCACGACAACAAGGGGAGGCUUUAUUGCAGCUAACGCUCUUACCAUUUGAGCUACGAGGUCCAUCGGACGACGCGAGUUUACUUACAUUUGGGUCAAGUUUACCCGCCAAACUUGCUACAACGUCUGGUACCACCAACUGUGAUACAGUAUGCUGACUACCCAAGCAGGAUCACCUUAGUAAUACAUCUAGAAUCCACCAGCUGACUACCAGGUUCGCGUGAUUCAUAGGUGUUAUGACAGAUUUCAGAUAAUUCACAUUGACCCAACUGUGAAAAACUCGAAGCUCAGAUGGUUAGAGCGUUGGCUGCACUAAAGCCUCUUCUUGCUGUCUCGGGUUUGAAUCUCACCCAGACACCGCGUUUCUCCAAUAAAAACACAAACAUAAGGCAAGUUAAAAAGAUAUUGCGGCCCUAUAGUCUCACCCCGCUUUCUUAAUCAAGUACUUAGCCUACGAAGUUAUCUUUCUGUACCACCUCACCUGCCAAAUUCGCCGACAAAGUACUCUUCGGUUAAUGGUCUCGAGUACAUGAAGAAAUAGUGCGUCUCAGUGACACCAGAGGAGCCCUUUAGUCACUGUUUUGCGUGACAUGGGUUGCAGUUUGGUUGAUUCUGUAUGACAGAGACAAAUAAUUGACAGUUCGACCAUCGAUUUCGAUGAUGUCCACCGUGUGCCCCACAGCAGGUUGGAGCAGGGACGGUGACUUGCGCAGGGGUUUAUAGUGCCAGUAGACUUGCGCUGCAUCUACCUACACUCUCUCCACCUCCCUCGCCCGAGCCCGGUGUCAAGACAGAGUCAAGAAGACCGGAGACGAGGGAGGCCGCAGGUGGAUGGCUCGGACGGAUCCUCACCUUGGCGUUCCACCACACCCCCUGGUCCACACAACAAUAACCAGGAUUUCAACCAACACAACAGAGAUUUGGAGGCUGGCACGGCCGAAGCCGCACCUAGGCGUGCCGCCAACGCCUGGCUCGGAUCCCACACUGUGGUGGGAGUGCCAUAAAGGCCACAUUAAAAUGCCUAGCAACAAGAAGGAGUAUCACCCUAGAAGCUUAGAUUUCAACUUUGGAAAAGCUGGCAUGGAAAAGUUUCCGAAGUAAGAUCCGACUCCAAUGAAGAAGUUGAAGGAAUGUAAUCGUAAUUUUCGAAAAAAUUGCCUUAAGCCUUUAGAGGUGUAAGAAGAUGGUCUCUUAGCUGCUCAAACUUGCUAUCAUCACGAAGGUUCUCUUUGGGAGACUACCAACUUGGCCGGUGAGGUCGCAUUUUCAUAUAAACCGAUGAUUGUCACAGUAGUCAUUGGGGGAAAAAAUUUCCUGUGGACUUACUUCACAAUGAUGACACUUUUAAUAGGUGCUCUGAGUGAUCUAAGUAAUUUGCUUGACUAAACUGUGAAAAUGUCGACGACCUCGGUGGGGUUCGAACCCAUGACAGCAAGUGCAAUGCUUUCAUUGCAACCAGCGCUCUGACCAGCUUAGCUACGAGGCACCUACCGAGAGCAGUGAGCUUAAUCACAUUUGGUUCUAGUUGCCCGCUCAGCCUAUCGGAACAUAUCGCAUCCACCAUUUCUGGUAAAUAUGACUGCCCAUGCAAGAUUUCCUAAGUAAUCAGUUUCGAAUCUGUUAGAUGACAGCUAGGCUAACUUACUUCGUGUGUUUUAACAGCUUUGUAUAAUUCAGUUGACCUAUUCGUGUUGAACUUGGCUUUUGUCGAUAUCGCCUUCUUGGAUACUUUGGAUGGCAAGCAAAUACAAGUAAGCCCUCUUUUGACGAUUGACAAGGGCCGCAAAUUGUUUCUCUCUAAUGUGAUUAAACGGUCUACAUCAACUCUUGAAGGGCACAAUUAGUUCAUAUAUGAAAUUCCCUAUUCGGCAGCCAAAAAUAGGUCGACUUCCUUUAACGUAUUUUUGUUAGCUAAGUCAUAUUUUCUGUACAUUGUUCAUCCUCCCUGCUUGCUGUCUUAAGAUAUUUUUAUCCGGAAGUACUGCAGCUUCUUUGAUGACUUUGGCAUAUUUGUUCGACUGUCGGCGUGACUGUACCUACAACUAAAGCCGGAGUGCACGAAGACUCAUUUCCACACAGCUCGCAAGCGUUGUUCGCGUGACCCUGCGACAUUGUUUUUUAACUUCAAUACAUACGUUCUCUUCUGUUGAUAGAAAUGAGUAGAUAAGGGCAGAGCUCCAUUCGCAGUGUCCUCUCGAGCGUCUACAUGUUUGCUUCGCAAAAUAUACUCUUUUCUCGGUUGAAUGGCGUCGCUGCAGCGUAAAUGGCCAUCAACAAGACACCAAGCCACUCCCCCUUUUCCCUGGAAAAGGCGGUAACAGCCACCCGGACUACAGACAGGACAGUCGAAAAUAAACCACCUCGGUCCGAGACAGCAAAUUCCCCAGUCUCGUGACACCUCUUGAGCAAAUCGUAGCCUGUCUGCAAAUUUUCUGUUCACACAUUGGCGUGCAGGAAACAUGAUUGACUCACUACAUGCUGCCGCGUUUGUCUCGGCGUCGAACAGGGGGGAGGGGGUGUACGCAUGUGUGCUCCAUCAAAGGGCGAGGUGUGGCCUCUUGCAGAUUCCAAAAGUCGGUGCGUUUGUGUGUGUGUGUGCGUGCGUGAGUGUGAUUUGCGCAGUUAGGAGCAGCUUCACGCAACGUACCCUUCGUCACUGAUUGUGGCUGCGGGGACCGCUCCCCUUGACGGAGGCGACAUCUCGCCGUCUGAGACGGCGCGUGGCAAAGAAACCUACUUGAAGGACUAUCUCGCUCUCUUCAUUAACGUCACUCCCCCUCCUCCUCCUCCUCCUCCUCCUCCUCGAAACUCUCCACGUCCAAAAGCCGCCCCAAACAUCACUGCCAACGAAAGGGUAAAUUUCUUAUGCAUGGUGCUUUGUUUCAUUUGUUUACAUGACACACCCAUUUUUGCUCUUUCUAACGUGUCGUGUAGGUAACACUAACUGACAUUUGA
Molecule: messenger RNA, 3094 nt
Organism: Spirometra erinaceieuropaei
Lineage: Eukaryota; Metazoa; Platyhelminthes; Cestoda; Diphyllobothriidea; Diphyllobothriidae
Source: the annotation of a GenBank genome assembly